Messenger RNA from Fukomys damarensis (Damara mole-rat), 2050 nucleotides. Its product is annotated as tumor necrosis factor receptor superfamily member 10B. The record is from RefSeq and is a predicted model, not a curated record. The coding region runs from base 208 to 1548 and encodes 446 amino acids. Gene Ontology annotation, molecular function: TRAIL binding. Lineage: Eukaryota; Metazoa; Chordata; Mammalia; Rodentia; Bathyergidae. Gene Ontology annotation, biological process: TRAIL-activated apoptotic signaling pathway; positive regulation of apoptotic process. Gene Ontology annotation, cellular component: cell surface; plasma membrane. The transcript is spliced from 8 exons.
UUUAUUAAUAGGAGAAAAGAAUAGAGGAGAGAUGUUCAGGUAUAUAUUACUUUGCCAUCCCUAAGAGACCAGCAGACAAAUAUGAAUACAAAUAAAUGGUUGAGAGUUUUAGAACUGGGAGAAAGAUCCAAAUUCUGUUCAGUUUUGGAUGCAGAGGGAAAGGGAUAUGAGGUUGAUCUCUAGGUGGGUGAGAGUUGGAAACCUCUCAUGCCAGUUCCUGCUUUGUCCCCACAGAUUUUCACUGAACAAGUCAUAACCUCCGAAGCUCAUGAGCCACCUGACCUUCAGAGAUGGGAGCUGAGUCCCCAGCAUGGGUUUUGUCCGGCAGGUUCCUACUUGUCAGAAAAAAGUAGACAAUGUGAAGAAUGUGAGGAAGGGGUGGACUACACCAGCCACCCCAAUGAACUCCCGGCCUGCAUCCCCUGCAGGGUCUGUGCCCAAGAAGAAAGGCAGGAACAUCCCUGCAACAAGACCACAAACACGGUGUGCUACUGCAAGAACGGCACCUUCCGGGCAGAGGGAUCCCCAGAAUUCUGUCAGAAAUGCCAGACCAGGUGCCCUAACGGGAAGGUGAUGGUGAGUCCCUGUGCCCCCCGGAGUGACCUCAAGUGUGUCGACAAAGAAUCAGGUACCAAGACCACUGCGGAAGCCCCAGCUCCUGGAGAGCCAGUGACCGGCAGUCCGGGGACUCCAGCCUCUCCUUGUCCUUCCAUAGCAUUUCCAGUGAUCUGCGGCAUAGCUGUAGUCUCCCUGUUGGCUGUGGCUGUGGCUGUGGCUGUGUUGGUUUGGAAGGCUGGGUGGUGGAGACUUUGUGGCCAGAGCAGCAUCUUUUCAAGGUGUCCCAGCACCCAGGCUCUUGUCCAGUGUGUGAAGUCCAGGACCCCCAGGGAUGAGUUGCAUAAAUCCCCUGCCUCCUCACCAAGGAGACCCUCUUCUCUUCCAGGCUGUGAACAGGACUCCGAGCUUGGAGACACAGCAAAGGACCUCAUCAGCCCCUCAAAACCCUCAAGAGGGUCUGAAGCUCAGGACAAUGACCAGAAUGAGGCCCUCAGCUGCUCUUUCCUUCAGCAUGAUGAGCAUGAGAUAGAGCAACAAGAACAGAUUGUGACAAGAAAAGGUGUCCCUGAACAGCGCGCAGGGGAGACAGAGCGUCUGCUGGGACCUGCAGAAGCAGAGAGGUCUCCGGUGAGAAGGAAGCCGCUGGUCCCAGCGAGUGGUGUGGACCCCAGCGAGGCACUGAGGAGGCUUUUCACUUACUGUGCGGAGGUCGUGGACCAUAACUCCUGGGACCGUUUCAUGCAGGAGCUGGGCCUCACGCCCAACGAGAUCUUCCUCGCCCGUGUCAGCAGACCACACGAUCCGCUGUACGAAAUGCUCCAGAAGUGGCUCAACAAAACAGGACGCAACGCAUCCCUCAACACACUGCUGGGUGCCUUGGACAAACUAGGACAAAAGCUAGCUAAGGAAAAGAUGGUGGAAUACGCAGUAAACUCUGGGAAUUUCAUCUAUCAAGAAGAUGGAGUCAUUGGCGUGAAGGAACUUUUUUAGGAUUGUAUAUCUUGUAUAUAAUAUAUUUGUAUAUAUACAAUAGAACAUUUAUGUGUUUUUUUAAAACUAUUCCAACACAUUUGUUAAUACAAUUCUUGAAUUGUUUAUAUUUAUUAUUGAACUGGACACAUUCAUAGAAUGAGAAAUCCUAGAGAGGAAGAAGAACUCUCCCCUUUCCUGCUCAGGUUGCCAUUGUACUCAUGUCUGUCUCUGACACCUGCCGUGGUCCCAGGUGUCUGUGAAUGUGACACAUUUGCCUGCUUAGGACCAGAUGGUACCUCUCACUUCUGGUAAAUCUAAGCUCCCAGAGCUGUAUUGAGGGGUUCGGAGUCCCUCUUCAAGGACCAUCGCCCUCUGUAAGCAUCUCACUACCUUGCAAUUCAUUCCUAAGUGCUGUGACGAUGAGCCAGGAUGGCUGAACAUUAUGUUGUAUGGCUUUCUGUUCAGUUCUUAUUUAUUCUUAUUAUUGUUAUUAUUAGGAACUGCAACCAGGGCCUUUGCA